Molecule: messenger RNA, 6397 nt
Organism: Symphalangus syndactylus (siamang)
Lineage: Eukaryota; Metazoa; Chordata; Mammalia; Primates; Hylobatidae
Gene: HSPA12A
Product: heat shock protein family A (Hsp70) member 12A
Source: RefSeq, a predicted model, not a curated record
AUUAUUAAUAUCGUUAUUCUCAGACUUCUAAGGAGGGCCCAGCUGGAUCCCAUAUAUGGAAGGCGCGACUCAGCCUCCGCGGCAAGCACCUCCCUGGGUCCGGAGUUGCCAUGGAGUCCCGCAGGCGGCCUGGAGGCGAUGCCCCGAGCUCGGCCCCCGGGCAGGUCCUUGGUCUGCGGCCUGGGUCCUGCCCGCGCCGGGGUCCACUCAGCCCGCUUUGCGCCGGCCCUGGGCCGCUCCCCUGGGACCCUGGGGGACAGACAGAAGCUGGUGGGGACUGGCGCGGGCGUCCUCGGGAGAGCGCGGGGCGCGCUGGGCUUGCUGAAGGGCUCCGGGCCUGGCCAUUCGGUGCCUUCCAAAGAGCGGACGCGCCGCGGGGCCCCGAGGGCCUGAAAUCCGCUCCCGCAGGGCAGCCCCGGGCGCGCCACCACCCCCGCCUCGAUCGACUGCGGGGCGACCGCUCGGUCCCGAAGCCGGGAGAGGAGAGGCCGGGCCUCGGCGGGCCGCUCUGGGCGGGCGGGGAGCGCAGCUCCGGGGCCGGGCAGUUCCCCGCGCCCGCUUCCCCCGACCUUUCCCGGCCGGCCCGAGCUCGGAGGGGCGGGGCGCCAGGCGGGCCGGGGCGGGGCCCGGGGAGGAGCCGUGGCUGCGGCGGCGGCCGCGUCAGAGCAGCGCUCCCGCUGCCCGGCGGCUCAGACACGGCCCGAGCGCCGCCGCGGACGCGGACAGAGACCCGCACGGGCACGGGCGCUGCGGAGGAGGCUCCCCUCGCGGUCCGGGGCUGCGCGACCAUGGCGGACAAGGAGGCCGGCGGCAGCGACGGGCCCCGAGAAACGGCUCCCACAUCUGCAUAUUCAUCUCCAGCCCGGAGUCUUGGGGACACAGGAAUAACACCUCUGUCCCCCUCCCAUAUUGUGAACGACACUGAUUCCAACGUCUCAGAACAGCAGUCAUUUCUUGUGGUGGUGGCCGUCGACUUUGGGACCACAUCCAGUGGCUAUGCCUACAGCUUCACCAAGGAGCCGGAAUGCAUCCAUGUGAUGAGGCGAUGGGAGGGAGGCGACCCUGGUGUGUCCAGUCAGAAGACUCCGACCACCAUCUUGCUGACUCCCGAGAGGAAGUUCCACAGCUUCGGGUAUGCCGCCAGGGACUUUUACCAUGACCUGGAUCCCAAUGAGGCCAAGCAGUGGCUGUACCUGGAGAAGUUCAAGAUGAAGCUGCACACCACUGGGGACCUCACCAUGGAUACAGACCUGACGGCAGCAAAUGGCAAGAAAGUCAAAGCCCUUGAAAUCUUUGCUUAUGCCCUGCAGUACUUUAAGGAGCAGGCGCUGAAGGAGCUGAGUGACCAGGCAGGUUCGGAGUUCGAGAACUCUGAUGUCAGAUGGGUCAUCACGGUGCCUGCUAUCUGGAAGCAGCCAGCCAAGCAGUUCAUGAGACAAGCUGCCUACCAGGCAGGCCUAGCCUCCCCCGAGAACUCGGAGCAGCUCAUCAUUGCCUUGGAGCCUGAGGCAGCCUCCAUCUACUGCCGAAAGCUGCGGCUACACCAGAUGAUCGAGCUGAGCAGCAAGGCAGCUGUCAAUGGGUACAGCGGCAGUGACACAGUAGGAGCUGGGUUUACACAGGCUAAGGAACACAUACGGCGUAAUCGGCAGAGUCGGACCUUUUUGGUGGAGAAUGUCAUAGGAGAAAUCUGGUCCGAGCUGGAGGAAGGUGACAAGUAUGUGGUUGUGGACAGCGGCGGUGGCACUGUAGACCUGACAGUCCAUCAGAUCCGGUUACCGGAGGGACACCUUAAGGAACUGUAUAAAGCAACAGGUGGACCCUAUGGAUCCUUAGGAGUAGAUUAUGAAUUCGAAAAACUUCUGUAUAAAAUAUUUGGAGAGGAUUUUAUUGAACAAUUCAAAAUCAAACGCCCUGCAGCCUGGGUUGACUUAAUGAUUGCGUUUGAGUCUCGCAAAAGGGCGGCUGCCCCAGACAGAACUAACCCGCUGAACAUCACCCUGCCCUUCUCCUUCAUUGACUACUACAAGAAGUUCCGUGGGCACAGUGUGGAGCACGCCUUGCGGAAAAGCAAUGUGGAUUUUGUGAAGUGGUCCUCGCAGGGGAUGCUGCGGAUGAGUCCAGAUGCCAUGAACGCCCUUUUUAAGCCGACCAUCGACAGCAUCAUUGAGCAUCUCCGAGACCUGUUUCAGAAGCCCGAGGUGUCCACCGUCAAGUUCCUCUUUCUGGUGGGUGGCUUUGCUGAGGCGCCCCUCCUGCAGCAGGCGGUGCAGGCUGCCUUCGGGGACCAGUGCCGGAUCAUCAUCCCUCAGGACGUGGGCCUCACCAUCCUCAAGGGCGCCGUCCUCUUUGGCCUGGACCCCGCGGUCAUCAAGGUGCGCCGGUCACCGCUCACCUACGGGGUAGGCGUGCUGAACCGCUACGUGGAGGGCAAGCACCCGCCCGAGAAGCUGCUGGUGAAGGAUGGCACUCGGUGGUGCACUGACGUCUUCGACAAGUUCAUCUCUGCCGACCAGUCUGUGGCUCUGGGUGAGAUGGUCAAGCGUAGCUACACCCCGGCCAAGCCCUCCCAGCUGGUCAUUGUCAUCAACAUCUACAGCUCUGAGCACGACGACGUCAGCUUCAUCACUGAUCCCGGGGUGAAGAAGUGUGGCACGCUCCGCCUGGAUCUCACGGGGACCAGUGGCACUGCGGUGCCUGCCAGGAGGGAGAUCCAGACCCUUAUGCAGUUCGGGGACACCGAGAUCAAAGCCACAGCCAUUGAUAUAGCCACUUCAAAGAGUGUCAAAGUUGGGAUCGACUUCUUAAAUUACUAACCCUCCCGCCCCGCUGCCUGCCCCCUUGAACUCAACUUAUCUGCAUCUGCUGACCUCAACCUUGACUGUUCUUUCCCUAACCUUGACCCUCACCAUUGCCCAUGUGAAUUUCAGCAGGGAAGAUGAGAAUAAUCAGGGCUAGAAAUAAUUAGUGACUUUUGAGGGCACUCUGGAGUCAGAAAAACAGAAAUUAAGAUUAAGGUUUAGGCAUAGAAAAUUAAAGGAUCCUGGAGGAGCAGCUAGUUUUCAUAGGUACAAAAGUGGUGAAACGGCCACGGAGAAGGGAAUCAGUACAUUUCUGCAGCAGAGAUUGCGCUGCUUUGAACAGAUAACGGAGGUUAUGUAAAAUUUAGGAUGCCCUAUUGCUGUCUUUCUAGAUUUAAAAUGAGAUCUUUGAACCAGGAGGAGAUCUUCAUCUGAGACUUUUCUUUCUAAAUUUUUUGGAUGACCGUCAAUAUAAAAUGCCACCCGUCUGCAGUUGAUUUCUUUUCAUCAUCAUGUGAUUAAAAGUGGUGAUUCAGUGGGAACUGGGAAUGUUUUUAGUUGGUGGUAGAAGGCUGCCUACACUGGGCACUGUUUUAGAUUCUCAUAUAAUUUAAAUAGCAAGGAGGUUCAGGGAAGAAUAACCAUAGCCUUGGGUAAUCCACUAGGGCUUUUGCGAGUAGGAGAGCUGAUACCUCACAUUCUUAGCAGGUGAAAACUUGCAAUGAUGGAAAUAGAUAGUGAAGAGUUACUGAUGUAUCCCAAAUUAUAUGCUGUGAUAUAAAUUCCCAGCAUGCCCAGCCCUGAUUUCUGAGUUCAAAAGUAAUUCUCGUGAAUCUUAGUAGGAAUUCUGGGUAAGAAAAUGAGGUUGCCAUUGGUCUUCUUUGCAUCACCAAGACCAGACAUCCAGAAGAGCCCCUCACCUUGAAAAGCAGACAGAUUUUAAAUUAACCCCCUCCUUCCCGCUCACCUUCAUCUCCCUAAGAGUUUUGGCCAUUUAGUUCCACAUUUUGAAAGGAAUACCUUGGUGAAAUUUGGGAAGAGAAUCUGUGCUAUGCAGUGUUUCAUUAAAAUCUUCAGUUUUUCAAGUCUCUCUAAAAAUAAUUGUAGAUCUAUACUUGAUAUAUUAAGUCGGUUUUUUUUCACGGCAGGCGUGUGGCUCGCCCGCAUCAGAAUUGCCUGGGUGCGUGUUCAAAACAGCUUCCUGGAUCCGGGCCCUUUUUAACUGAGGCCGACUCUUGGAGAGGGGCACCAGAAUCUGCAUUUGUAGUGUAUACCACAUCGUGGUUCAACUGAAAUUUGAGAAAUACUAACCUGAGAUUUUGUUGAAGUUCACACACAGACCACAGCCCGCACUCUGCAGGUGUCCCCUUUGGGCUCCCUUAGGAAGAGGGCUUCCAUGUGAAGGUGACCCCAUACCUUGCCCUCUUGGUCAAUGGGAUUGGGGCUCCACCUGGCUUGGAGAUGGCACUUUUAACCCUCACAGGAAGGGCCAGGGGAGGAAAAAAAUUGCAAGAAAGCGACACCAAGAACGGAGCUGACUGAGGAACCAACUGGAGGGUCUUCACUCUCUCCUUCCCCACUGUACAAAACCAGUUUUCUGCAACAUUCAGGAGCCAACUGAGGAAAAGAAUCAAGAAUCUGACUCACAGCCCAUCUGAUCUGUUCAAAGCUGUCUUUUCCACCUGCUGAAAUUCAUUAAAUCACUGGAGGCAUGCAUAAUGAAUGGAGAAUGAGUGAACUUCCAAUGCAACUUGGAUUCACAAACCCAUUAUCAUAGCCAAUAUGCAGAUUUUAAACAGCAUUUCACAUUUCAUUUGACCAUGUCUUCUUUUUCACAUUGCCUGCUGCAGAAUUCCCUACUGGAAUGUGAAACAAUGAACAAACCACAGAACUAGAGAGUGCUGUUUAGUCACAUAACUUAGUAGCGGGAUUGUGUAUCCAGGCACAAAGGUGUCUUUGCUAAUGUUCUCUUGCUAUCUGCCCUGCUUCAAACGCUAAAUGGUAUGGGUCUUUCUUUGUUGCCAGCCAUAUUCUACAAAUAAGACUUUUCAAUAUAGUUAUGAGUAAUAUAAUUUUAUGUACAUAUAAUGUUAGAAUAUUGUACAGAAUCUUUGUUUCUACGAUGCGCUUUUCUUGUUUCAAAAAGAGGAAAAUGCUUGAUUUUUGUUGAUGAUACUUUUGUUACUGUCCUUAAUUUUCCAUAGUUUGGUUUCUUAAUUGUGCUCACUAAGCAUCAAUUUGUGCUGAUGCCAAGCUAUGGACUAUGUACACAAGACCGAGCAAUAGACAGAGGUGCCUAGGGUCAGAACACACUGAACACACAUGGACCGCCUGGAUCAGGAGCCUCAUCAGACCCUUCUCCAUGCACAUCCUUCCCAAACAGUCACAGAUUCCACUGAAAGGAGCAGAUUCUAUCAGUUCUUCUGUGCAGACUUUAAGAGCUGAACGUUCUGGUUCUGGAAGCCAUGUGACUGUGCAGAACAACCUAAGAAACCCUUUGCGUCGUAAGGGGUCGUUGACCUCUCCUUCCGGGUCAGAGCAGUCACUCUGAGGCAAAGCGUGGUCCACUGUGUGUGAUGUUUUCAGGAUGCUAGGGUCAAAGAAAAAAAAAAAACAAGUGGUACAUAAGCCCAGCUUUUCUGCUGGGCUAAGUGUAAGUGUGAGUAACAUGGUCAAGCCCCUCUUUUUUGGGCUAAUGUAAAGCCUUUCCCGCAUUGCAUUAAUGCUGUCUCCCUGUGUACUGUUUCUCUUAAAUGAGCAGAUAGAAAUCUGCAGUGUUGGCAGACAGGUGAUGGAGAGGAUGAGAAUUUUAUCUUCUGGCCACAGAGCUGCAGCCCCGGUUGUCAAAGUCCUUAAACGAAACCUCCAAAUCCAUCCCUCCUUCCCUACCCCCACUGGAAUAUUCUAGAAUAAGAGCACUGGAUAAGUACACUUGAACACAUUUUUCUAACCUUAGAAAGUAUCUACAAGGCCUGUUGUCUUGACCCAUUACUCAAUUGUCCCCGGCAUAUCAUCUGAUAUUCACGUUUCUUGGAAGCAGAAUCAUCAAGGCUUUCCUUUGUAACCGCCCUUUCCAUACACAGCAGGCGUGAAUAAAUGCUAAGUAACAGACAGGAGGGGAAAGAGGAGGAACCAUACAACUGUUUUUGCAAAAUGAUGGCUGAGUCCAGAUUAUAGAGGUUGCCUUACCCUUAGAAUGUUAUUUAGACCAAGUUUAGCUUUUAGAGUCCAGGUCUGGUUAAUUGCCAGGGUAGCAAAGAAUCGCAUGCACCAAUGUAAACAGGAGUCAAAACGCAUUAUUAGUCAAAGAUCGAAUUUCACAUUGUAGAGAUGUAUAGCUGUGAUUAAGCUGCAUAUGUAUGCUGGGAAACGGCUUAAGUGGAUGGCUAGUACAAAAGUUGUUGGCCAUAAUGUCACACCUCUCAUCUGCUUGAAAUAUGGACCAGCAUUCUAAAAUAUCAGCUAUUGGGGUCUCGUUCACUACAAGAUAAAUUCAAACUUCACAGAACUUUGCAGCAGUUCACCACCAGACAGGAUUGUGUCUGCAAACUCUCUUGUCUUCACAGACGCCUAAUAAAGCAAAACUCUGAAUCUCA